This is a messenger RNA of Episyrphus balteatus (marmalade hoverfly), 402 nucleotides long. RefSeq lists its product as uncharacterized. The transcript is spliced from 2 exons. The record is from RefSeq and is a predicted model, not a curated record. NCBI's taxonomy places the organism in Eukaryota, Metazoa, Arthropoda, Insecta, Diptera, Syrphidae. Gene Ontology annotation, molecular function: odorant binding. Bases 1 to 402 code for a protein of 133 amino acids. Gene Ontology annotation, biological process: sensory perception of smell.
AUGAAGUUCCUGCUGUUGGCUUGUGUUGUGGUCUCGUGUUUUAUUUUGUCAUGGUCCCAAUUGGUGCCGUCUCCACCCGAAGCAGCUUUAUCUGACGCUUCCAAAAACUGCAUGGUUAAGGAAAAUGUGGAUUCCGAAGCAGUUUUUGGCUUCAAAAGUGGGAAGAUACGACCCGAAGAUGUAUCAGCAGUUUUCAAAUGUUUUGUCCGUUGUGUCGUGGAAGCCAAAGGAUAUAUGAAAGAUGGGGAACUUUUGGAGGAAAACGUAGUUAAGGCUGCUGAAAAUAUUACAAGUGUUGAACAAGUGCGGAAAAUUAUAUCCAAUUGCAAGGUUCACAAAGGAAGUAAUGUCUGUGAGACAAGUUUCAAUAUUUACAUGUGUAUUAGUAGUGAAUUGAAAUAA